CCUUUCUGUGUUUUUGUCCCUUUCUCAUCCCGUCCCUUAAAAAGGAGAACAAAAGAUUUCCGAAGGACCAAUCUUUCCUCUCUUCUCUUAAGAGCCGCUUGGAAGAAAGAAAGAAGGAAGAAAGAAGCCCAUCCCGUCCUUCUGUUUCGAAGAAACGUAGCCGAGAUGUCUUCUCCGAGCAAGCGCCGCGAGAUGGACCUGAUGAAACUGAUGAUGAGUGAUUACAGAGUGGAGAUGGUGAACGAUGGGAUGCAAGAAUUCUAUGUCUAUUUCCAUGGCCCAAAUGAGAGUCUCUAUCAAGGGGGAGUGUGGAGGGUCCGGGUGGAAUUGCCUGAUGCUUAUCCCUACAAAUCUCCAUCCAUUGGCUUUGUAAAUAAGAUUUAUCAUCCAAAUGUUGAUGAAAUGUCUGGUUCAGUUUGUUUGGAUGUCAUCAACCAGACUUGGAGUCCCAUGUUUGAUCUUGUUAAUGUUUUUGAAGUGUUCCUUCCGCAGCUUCUUUUGUAUCCCAAUCCUUCUGAUCCAUUGAAUGGGGAGGCUGCAGCAUUAAUGAUGCGUGAUCGGCCUGCAUAUGAACAAAAAGUGAAAGGUGUGAGGUUUAUAAAGUUCAUCCUUGAUUUAUCUUUCUGGAAUAGGUACUUCUUUAGUAUCUGUAUUUGGAUACAUUUGCUGAUAAUUCUGCUGGAACCAGUGAUGGCCUAAACUUACAUGUGAAUGCUUGCUAUUCUACACCUUUAGGUUAGAAUAUAUGAUGCACAUGGUCAUUGUAUAACAUUAUGUCAUACUAAUCUAGGUUUUGUAUUUGGCGAGAAACAUUAUAUCCAUUUCAUAUCUAAUUCAUAAUGCACAUAUGCAGGGGAGCUAAGCAGCUUGUCAUUGCAUCAGCUCAUACUUUUGAGAUGGUUUCUAUUCUGUGUUACAUUGUUUUGAUCCUUGGAACUCUGAUGACAAAGCAACUCCAUGUGCACUCCUGUUUGUCAACCCUAACCCGAAAGAGGCUCAUGGAAGAAACUAUUUCUUUGUGUGGAUAUUGUAGCACAUACAAUUUUUAAUUUAUAAAAUGAACACGUUUUUAUUCAAAGACAAACUAACUCAUGAAGGUCUCUCAUCUAGUUUGAUACCACUGGGUUGCACCUGUGGUUUCCCUAAGGAAUGUAAAUUCCUUCUUUUUUCAGAGUGCUAGGUUUCUAAGUCAAUAAAUGACCGACUGAUUCAUUCUUAAUCCUUGAUACUGUAUUCCAUAAUUAAAAUCAAAACUGAGAUCUUUAUGAACUGGACAAAAACAUUAGUUUGACAUAUAUUGAGUGAGCUUCUCUAAAUGUGAUGUCUUUUUGUCUGAAGAAAUUCGGAUGUUUGAAACAAGGUUUCACCGUAGACAGUUGAAAAGGUUCAUUGGUGUUCUUAUGCAAGACUAUAAGUAUACAAUGAAAUUUUCUUCCUCUCUAGUUUCUUUGAAAUAAUAUCAAUAGAGAGAGAAAAUUUAAGUCAAAACUUGUACUGAUCUAACUCAUUAGAGAGAAAUGAAGUAUUAAAGGGCGGUGAAAUCUUGAAAGAUAAGAGAGGGGUGGAGUAUCAAAUGGUGUAUUGAAAAUACUUAAAACAAGUUCUCAAGAUCCAAUGAAACUGAAGACAGUCAUCUAAGGAAAUCUGAAUAGGGAUACAAAAUUCUAAAUGAUCUUCAAAUUAGUUAAAAUAAGAUCUCAGAUCCAAUAAAAUCAAAGACAUCCAUCCAAGAAAAUGUGACUGGGGAUAUCUUUAUCUCUUCAUUCUUGCAUUCAUAAAUAAUGCUUCUAUGCAAAAUUUACUUGCCAUAUGUGCCCUAUAUGUCUCUUUUUCUUAUGUUUGGAUAUGAUGACAGGUAUCAUUCUGAACUUUUUUUUCCUCAACUGAAUGCCUCUCUUUCUAAAGUCAGUUUGAAUGUUCUUUUGUGGAUACUUAUAAGAACUUUAUUU
Molecule: messenger RNA, 1949 nt
Organism: Elaeis guineensis (African oil palm)
Lineage: Eukaryota; Viridiplantae; Streptophyta; Magnoliopsida; Arecales; Arecaceae
Source: RefSeq, a predicted model, not a curated record